Mercenaria mercenaria is the source of this 1591-nucleotide messenger RNA. RefSeq lists its product as uncharacterized. NCBI's taxonomy places the organism in Eukaryota, Metazoa, Mollusca, Bivalvia, Venerida, Veneridae. The record is from RefSeq and is a predicted model, not a curated record. The transcript has 5 exons. Bases 170 to 784 code for a protein of 204 amino acids.
CAACGUAUUGUGCAACAACAUUAAAAUAUUCCUCACGUAAAUAAAACCAUGUACUUCCUCAUUUAUUAUCAAUAAAGUAAAUAGAUCAAAGACUGGUCGUUUUUAACCUUCUGCCUUGUAUUGAAUGGAAUAAUAUUUUCCAGUCUGUUAGUCGCCAUCAAUUACUGGUAUGUCUAAGCAAAUUUGUUACUGGAGUAUUACGGUUUUUGGAUACCUCAUAAGACACUUUUAUAACAUGCAAGCUGCAGUAUUAACCACGUGUAUUAUAGCAACAUGUUUGCUAUGCGGAUGUGAUGCUCAGCGACGUCCUUUCACUUAUGAACAGAAACCCGGCCUGUUUGGUGGUAUUGUUGGUAACGGAGGUAUGCGUGGUAACGGAGGUUCGAUCGGUAACGGAGGUUUGUUGAGUAACGGAGGUUUGCUACGUAACGGAGGUGUGGUUGGUAACGCUGGUCAAAAUGCGGGUAUCCAAAGUCUGCUCAUCCAACCAGUACAAGUUCCAGACUGUCCACUAGAAAUCCAUCCGGAUACAGAGACAAUGUUUGUCAUGAGGAGCCCACUUGGAGACCCCGAACCUAGAACUUGUCCCCCUGGCACAUACUUCCUCCGUUCUGUGUGCUCUUGUGUAAACAGACCCCUCGACAGCAAAGAGUGCAAUUUGCGACCUUCAGCUCAAGGUCAGGGUUGGUAUGAGGAGAAUGUUUUCGGUCUCUGGGUUCAGAGACCAUGCGGGCCGGGAUCAGCUUAUAACCCUAGCACAUGUGACUGCUCUUUCACCUUGUAGACGCCUGUCAUUUCAUUUUAUAUAUUCACCAUUUCUUCUGUCCAAGACAUCUUCUGGCAGCCUGUAGUGGCAUUCGUCAUAUUUAUAUCUUGGAUCACAUUAGGAAAAAAAUAAGAAGCGAACGUUUAACAAUGUCUUUUUUCUUGAUUAAUCUGUUUGACAUGUUAUCUUUAUUGAAUACACUUUAAUAGAAACAUACAUUUCCUUUGAGCGGUUUGUUCUAGUUAUUUUACUCUAUCUAUUGUUAUUCGUGGACAUCUUUGUCACUUGUUACAAAAACUGUUCUUCUGUACCUCAUUCGUCUUCACUUCUAUGGAGUAGUGUACAAAAUGCAUUUGUUAGUCUCAAGCUGUAUAAAUCUAACAUUAAAUUUUUCAAAUUCAUAAAGGCAUCAUUGUACAAGACAAAAUAUUGUGUUUAUUAGUAUUUACUUUUCUUUGAAAAGCAUUUCAUUACAAUGGUACUGUAGCAGAAUGGUCAUAUGUAGCAAAAACAUUUUCAUUUAUAAAAGUAGUUGCUUUCACCUUCCUAUUGUCAUUUUGGUUGAUCUAAACCUAUAUUAUAAAAUAAUGAUGAUAUUUGUCGUGUAUUAAUUCUUAAGCAUUACUUUUGAAGUUCUAGAUAAUUUGAUCAUUCUGUCAGAAUUCCCACUAGUCUUGUUAAGCAACCAACUAUACAGUUUAUCUUUAUUUAUUAAAAGCAUUGAAACUGUUGAAGAAGCUACUUCAUAUUCUGAAAAUAAUACAUAUUUAUGAGAUUGUACUAUUGUAAAUAGUCCAUCAUGUAAUUAAAUUAUUCAAUAUUAAA